AAUUGCAAAACAAGGAAAAAGCAUUUUCUUUUUGUUCGAUAUGCUAAUUUACUUCUUGGGGGACUUAUAAGAUAUAUAAUCUUGAUUCGAAGAUAAUUUCACGUAGAAUUUAAUUCUUUUUAUUAUUUCAUUCAAAGAAAGGAUAGAAAGUAUUUAUUUACGUUUAUAACCGAAUUUACUUUGUAACAAAAGUCUUGUUGACAUCGAAACGUCAACUUUGUGAAAGCUUAUUAUUGACUUUGCAAGUGUAUUUAAUACAUUUUUGUGUAUCCCAAAGUAGAAAGAUGAACAUCCCUCCAAUUCAGCAGGCCGGUGGGAUGGGAAUGGGCCAGAUAACCCAGGGCGGAGGUCAACAAUUGGCCCAAACCCAACAACAAGGUCAACAGCAACAGCCUCAGGAAAAACUGGACAAUAUAUCCAAAGUGAAAUCGCUUGUUGGACCUUUAAGAGACGCUUUAUCUGUUACUCUCAAAACUGCAGCUCAAACUCUUCAGCAAAAUAGUCUUGUCGAUGUUGGAUCCACAAAAGGGAUUGAUCCUCCGGAUCACAGAUUUAAUAAGAACAUGGAGGACUUUUACUCGAUUUGCGACCAAAUCGAAUUGCACCUGAAAACCUCGAUAGAGUGCAUGUCUCAGCAUUCAAGUUCUGUUAGAUACUUGCCGAUGCCGGUAAUGCCAACUAGAACGGAAACGGUCACUCCACAGGAAGGACCUGCUUUAACUUAUCCUCAAUUUUUAAUGACUGUUCAAGGACAGGUCCAAUUCGCUCGAGAGGUUCAUGAAAGGCUGAUGAAAGUCGGUAACGCUCUUUCGAAUACUGAUACGUAAUUGGUUCAUUUAUUGCGAAUGAUGGUCUACAAUGUCGCCACCUGGUGCCGAAAACUGGAACUAGAAAGAGUGGGUACAAUUUUAAAUCUGUACAUUAAUUGGUGCAUAAAAGUGUUUUUACGAUAGUUUUGUGAAGUAUAAAACAAUAAUUGAAUACUAGAUACAAAUCUUCAUAAAAAAAACAAAUAGUUUUAGAUAAAAUUUGCAUCAUCUAUCUUAUACAGUUAAAAAAACAUAUUUUUGUCAAAUAGGUUUUAAAAAACAAUUAUUUCACUAUUUCAUGUAAGUUUCAAGGAAUUUAAGUUUCAAAAUGGAACUCUUGAAUUUCAAACUUUUAAAAUUGAAGUUUAAAAGUUUUUUAAGUUAAUGAUUUUGUGUACUGACACUUUUAAACUGAAUAAUUUUUAAUUAGAAGCAGUUAAUGAGCCACAUUAAAAAUUUAAUAAAUUGUAGAGUUCAGAGAUUCAGAUACAAUUCUAAAAACAUAAAUCCAC
Messenger RNA from Belonocnema kinseyi, 1321 nucleotides. RefSeq names its product mediator of RNA polymerase II transcription subunit 29. The record is from RefSeq and is a predicted model, not a curated record. Gene Ontology annotation, biological process: regulation of transcription by RNA polymerase II. Gene Ontology annotation, molecular function: transcription factor binding; transcription coregulator activity. Bases 285 to 827 code for a protein of 180 amino acids. The transcript is spliced from 2 exons. Lineage: Eukaryota; Metazoa; Arthropoda; Insecta; Hymenoptera; Cynipidae. Gene Ontology annotation, cellular component: mediator complex.